Molecule: messenger RNA, 2052 nt
Organism: Ctenocephalides felis (cat flea)
Lineage: Eukaryota; Metazoa; Arthropoda; Insecta; Siphonaptera; Pulicidae
Product: poly(U)-binding-splicing factor half pint-like
Exons: 12
Coding region: 172-1959 (595 amino acids)
Biological process (GO): mRNA splice site recognition; alternative mRNA splicing, via spliceosome; regulation of alternative mRNA splicing, via spliceosome
Cellular component (GO): precatalytic spliceosome; catalytic step 2 spliceosome
Molecular function (GO): RNA binding
Source: RefSeq, a predicted model, not a curated record
UCUAACUGUGAUGCAGAUUUUGACUGAACGUAAUAAAUAUAUUUUUGCGUGUAAUGUAAUUGUGCUCGAAAAGUUAUAUGUUGAUAAUUCUGGACCGCUCUUCUAUAGGAAUUACUUCAAGAUUCGAUGAUAAAUUUACGCUUGAAUGCUGUAGCAGAUUGAAAUUGCAAAAUGCCCACUGAAACGACCGAAAACUACUGUGAAGACAUGGUUGUCCAUCAAACUCAAGAAAUUGAACAACAAUUCAUUAAAGGACCUGCGCUGCCUUAUCUUACUAGCCCUUUGUAUGAUAUUCAGCAAACUGGAGAAGUUAUUUUAGGUCCUGGAGCACACAGUGGCACAUUGAUGUCCAUAUUGGGUGGUGCACUUCCAAGAUUAUCUUCUGAUCAACAUGAUGCAGUUGCUAAAGCAAAGAAAUAUGCAAUGGAGCAAAGUAUUAAAAUGGUCCUGAUGAAGCAGACCCUCGCUCAUCAGCAACAGCAAAUGGCAAGUCAAAGGACACAAGUGCAACGGCAACAAGCGUUAGCAUUGAUGUGCAGGGUUUAUGUUGGUAGUAUAAGUUUUGAGUUGAAAGAAGAUACAGUCAGGCAAGCUUUUCUACCAUUUGGCCCAAUAAAAUCAAUAAAUAUGUCUUGGGAUCCUGUAACUCAAAAACAUAAGGGUUUUGCCUUUGUUGAAUAUGAAAUUCCAGAAGGGGCACAGCUGGCUUUGGAACAAAUGAAUGGCGUCAUGAUUGGAGGACGGAAUAUUAAGGUGGUUGGCAGGCCAAGCAAUAUGCCCCAAGCUCAACAAGUCAUUGACGAAAUACAAGAAGAAGCUAAAAAUUACAAUCGGAUAUAUGUUGCAGGCAUUCAUGCAGAUCUUACAGAAAAUGAUAUAAAAAGUGUAUUUGAGGCAUUUGGACCAAUAACUUAUUGCAAAUUAGCUCAAGGCAGUUCAGCCCAUAGACAUAAAGGUUAUGGAUUCAUUGAAUAUGCUACUUUACAAGCUGCUAUUGAAGCAAUCAGUUCAAUGAACAUGUUUGACUUAGGAGGCCAAUUUUUAAGAGUGGGACGUGCUAUAACGCCACCGAACGCUCUCAUGGGACCGACAACUGGAUCUAUGAUGCCGACUGCUGCUGCUGUUGCCGCAGCUGCCGCCACAGCUAAAAUUCAAGCGAUGGAUGCAGUUGCUAGUAAUGCUGUCGCUUUGGGGCUGCCGAGUUUGAGUUCUUCACCUACAAUUCCGUUAUCAGUGCCGACGAUAGCGGUGCCGCCUAUCGCAACGAUAACGCCAUCAGCUCCCGUUGCUAUAUCCGGUGCUGUUAAGUUACCAGGUGUCGUCAUACCGCCGCCAGGUGUCGUCGUACCUCAAGUCAUACAGCCUCCAGGAAUUGUGACGCCGACAUCGCAACCAGUUAUAAUUCCAGUAUCAGUAUUACCUAAUUGUGAAUCUUCUCCGACGAUGAUAUCAACAAGCUCACCUGCCACAACAGCCGCAUACACAAUAACUACACAGAACAAUGAAGCCAGAAUGGCGCAAGAACGCCAACAAGAAGAACUUCAAAAAAAACUAUUAGAUGAAACUGAGCCACAAACUUUACAGCAGCAAGAAACAAUGUGCAUAAAGGGUCAAAGUGCACGGCACUUAGUUAUGCAAAGGCUCAUGAGAAGAGUGGAUACAAACGUUAUAAUUUUAAGGAAUAUGGUUGGACCAGAAGAUGUGGAUGAAACAUUGCAAGAAGAAAUCCAGGAAGAAUGUGGAAAGUUUGGAUCUGUCAAAAGUGUAAUUAUAUAUAAUGAGAGGCAGUCAGAAGCUGUAGAUACUGAUAUUCUAGUGAAAAUAUUUGUUGAAUUUAGUUGCAUGAAAGAAGCAGAAACUGCUAGAGAUGCUUUAAAUGGUCGUUAUUUUGCAGGCAGGCAAGUCAGUGCACAAUUAUAUGAACAAGCUUUAUUUGACCAUGGUGACUUUUCAGCGUAGUGUUGGAUGUUUUAUAAUAUUAAUACAAAUAAUGUUACAUAAAAAUGUUUUAAUUAUUUUAAUUUAAUUUAAAUAUGUAAAUAAUUUUGUAAA